Molecule: messenger RNA, 734 nt
Organism: Solanum verrucosum
Lineage: Eukaryota; Viridiplantae; Streptophyta; Magnoliopsida; Solanales; Solanaceae
Product: probable acetyltransferase NATA1-like
Exons: 2
Coding region: 50-721 (223 amino acids)
Molecular function (GO): N-acetyltransferase activity
Source: RefSeq, a predicted model, not a curated record
AACUUUGAAUAUUAAUUUUAUCGUAUCAUAUCAUAUUAUAUCAUAUUUGAUGGCUUUAAUUUCUCCAAUUUCAUCCUCUAAUGGAAAAACCUUCAACCAAAAACUUUUUUCCAGAAUUAGGGUUGCGAUUGAAUCCGAUGUCCCACACAUAUACAAGCUCAUGCAGCAAUUAUUCGUUUACCACGACAUCACUCAUCUCCUGAAAUCGACUGAAUCCUCCGUUACCUCGGGGCUAUUUAACCCUAAAUUUCCUCAUCUUAGUCCUGUUACUACACUUCUAAUCGAAGUCUCUGCUAAUCCUUUUCCAUCUUGUCUCAAUGACAAGACUAGCUCCAAGGAAGUUGAUCUUAACAUGCCCCUCAUAGAUGAGGAGUCAGAACAGUUCAGAGUUGUCAAAUAUGAUCAACAUGAUGUUUUUAUAGCUGGAUAUGUCAUGUUCUACCCAUGCUUCUCGAGUUUCUUCGAGAACCCAGUGUUCCACAUGGAGAACUUCUUUAUAAGAGAGUGUUAUAGGAGUAAAGGGUUUGGGAAAUGGUUGUUUUCAACCAUGGCGUUGGAGGCUGCAAGAAUGGGAUUUUCUUCUAUUGAUUGGUAUGCUUCGGAUUGGAAUGAAAGUGCACUUGGUUUUUACAAACAUAUGGGUGCUACAAUUUCUGAUGAUUUUAGGGUUUUGAGUUUGGCUGGUAAGGCUCUUGAAGCAUUUGAGGAUGAUAGUAACUAAUAGUGUGUUUGGA